GCACUUUGCUGUAGCUAUGCAGGGCGAACAUGGAGUUCUCGCAUAAUCCACAGACGUAUUAUUCUGUUAUCGAUCAUCAUCAUAAUCUUCAACAACAUCAACCCGCCUAUAAUGCCGGUACGUUAGUGAGAAAAAUUGUUCAAUAGUCAAUUUUGGUCAAUAGAACGGUAUCGUGAUUUACUAAGUGGGUGUUGUCCGAGAAUUUUGCAUCUAAACUUCUCCAGCACGAAGAUUACUUUGAAAGUCACGAUUCAUCUCGAAUUUCAUUUACUGAUAUUUUCUUUUUUAGGUGAUAGAAGUAAAAAAGGCAAAAGAAAACUUAGUGAUAAGGAAUCUGAAGAAGAUGAGACGGCGUUUGGGGAUAACGGAGAAAUCACGGAUAAGGAGAGAUUAGCAAGAGAAAGUCAUUGCGAGAUUGAACGUCGUAGGAGGAGUAAGAUGGCGACUUACGUUAAUGAAUUAUGCGAUAUGGUGCCCGCUUGUUCAACCCUUGCCAGAAAACCCGACAAGCUAACGAUUUUGAGAUUAGCUGUAGCUCAUAUGAAGACUUUACAGGGAACCGGUAAUACGACUAAUGAUGGCUCGUAUAAACCGUCAUUUCUUACUGACCAGGAGUUAAAACAUUUGAUAUUAGAAGCUGCAGACGGCUUUCUUUUUGUUGCGCAAUGUGAUACGGGCAGAGUGAUUUACGUGUCGGAUUCCGUUUUACCAGUACUCAAUCAGACUCAGCAAGCUUGGUAUUCGGCCUCGUCAUUAUACGACCUCGUACAUCCUGAUGACACGGCAAAACUUCGUGAGCAAUUAUCAACGUCUGAGUCACAAAGUAACGGAAGAAUAUUGGAUUUAAAAACUGGUACUUUAAAGAAGGAAGGUCAUCAAUCGUCUAUGCGAUUAUGCAUGAGUUCCCGAAGAGGUUUCAUUUGCCGGAUGAAAAUCGGAAAUGUACCUGUCGAUCCAAUGAUAUCCAAUCACACGGUGCGUCUUCGCCAAUUAAACACUCUUGGUCAAUCACCUGACGGCCAACAAUACGCUAUUGUCCACGUGACGGGUUACUUGAAAAAUUGGUCUUUGUCUGCAAUGCAAAUGGAUAGAGGUGCGAAUGGACAGGAUGAUGAUCUACAAUCCUCUUGUUGCCUUGUAGGAAUAGGUCGUCUACAAGUUACAUCAUCACCGAGUGUUUCAGAUAUGAAUUCAACAGGAGCAUCAACUUAUAUUUCAAGACACUCAGUUGAUGGUAAAUUUACAUUUGUCGAUCAGAGAGUAGUGUCAGUGCUUGGCUAUCAACCACAAGAGUUUUUCGGAAAGUACUUGCACGAAUUCUGCCAUCCGGAAGAAGAGAAUCAAGUAAAAGAGAGCUUCGAUCACGUUCUCAAACUUAAAGGUCAGAUGAUGUCGUUAGCAUUUAGAAUGCGUAGCAAGAGUGGAGAAUGGGUAUGGAUUAAAAGUUGCUCUUUUAGUUUUCAAAAUCCUUAUACGGACCAAGUCGAGUAUAUCGUGUCGACAAACACAGCAGUAAGGCAAAAUAGUCCGACGAAUGCCGAUCAGAGCUCGGAAAGAUUGAAUUCAACAUCAGAAGUCAUCGAUGCGGAAAUCUAUACAAGAGCCAUGACACAAGUUCAAGGUUAUGCCCCUCUUCAGCAGAUGACGCCUUUGAUUAAGCAAUCGGCGUGGAACUCGAUGCUGACAAAUCCGUCAACCACUUCAAAUUACGACAGUUCGUGGCAUUGGGCAACUCCGACCCCAGCUACAUCCAGCUCAGCUGCUCAGGAACAACAACAAUCUGCGGCUAAUCAGUCGAAUAAUUCGUCUGGAAAUCAGCAGGAAAUGAGCGAAGUAAUGAGUAUGUUGGAACCUGCUGAAUUAGAAUACGAUUUGUCGACCUUUACUAAUAUCUAAAAGCCUUGUGUUCGUCUGUGCUAUUUUCAUGUCUUUAAUUAAAGCGUUAAUUGAAUGAUUAAUAAGAGAAUGUUGUUAAAAAUUAAAAUUGUAAACUAGAUGUAGUAUUGAAUCAAGUCUUUCGAAGUGUCAGUGAAUAAAAUGAGGAAAACCUUUCAUUUCAUUCCUUUAUUUGUUUUCCAUAUGAUUUUCAAAAAGAAAUAUUUUUAUUGUCUCUUAUUUUUGCUUUUAAUUUUACCUUUUAUUAUUC
This is a messenger RNA of Dimorphilus gyrociliatus, 2146 nucleotides long. Lineage: Eukaryota; Metazoa; Annelida; Polychaeta; Dinophilidae. The record is from the annotation of a GenBank genome assembly.